Acanthosepion pharaonis is the source of this 951-nucleotide messenger RNA. NCBI's taxonomy places the organism in Eukaryota, Metazoa, Mollusca, Cephalopoda, Sepiida, Sepiidae. The record is from the annotation of a GenBank genome assembly.
AUGCUUUCACUUUGUAAAUAUUUUCUCGUUAAUGAUUUGAUGAUGUUUCUUCAAGAUAUGUUUUACUUUCUCUCAUUUCAAAUUUCCAUUUUUCGCCUUGUCUCUCUUUAUAGGUUCUCUUUAACUUUUCAUCUACCAUCUUUUUUUCUUUUCCCUCUUUUUUGCACAUCGACUUUUUCCUUCACUUUCUCUCUCUCUCUCUCUCUCUCUCUCUCUUUCGCUGUUGUCUUCUCUUUUUUACUUAACUUCUUUUGUUCUCUUUCAUUCUCUUUUCAUUUUUUAAUAAUUUCUCAUCUUUCUCUCUUUCCCCAUUUUUGUACUUUCACCCAUUUUCCUUGUCUUUCUCACUUUCCUUCUCUUUCUCACUUUCCUUCUCUUUCUCUCUUUCCUUCUCUUUCUCACUUCCCUUCUCUUUCUCUCUUUCCUUCUCUUUCUCACUUUCCUUUGUAUAUAUCUAUCUCUUUAUCUUGUCCUCACUCUUUCUUUCGCUUCCUCUCUUUCAUUCUCUUUCUGUUUUUCUUUCUCUAUCUCUGCAUCUCUUUUUUCCAUAACCUGUUUUUCUUACUCGUCUCCAUUUUUAUUCUUUCAAUUAUUUUUUCUCUUUCUAUUUCCAUCACUUUCUCUUUUUUUUCUUCUAUUUAUCUCUUUUUUUUUAUUUUCAUUUCACUUACUUUCACACUUUUAACCUCUUUUUUCUUCUGUUUCUCACUUUCUUUCGUUUUCUCUUCGUCUCUUUUAAUCUUUUCCUUUCCUUUUCUCACUAUCUUCUCUCUUUUUCCUUCUUUACCCUCUCUUCCAUUCACUUUAUCUCUAUUGAAUCUUUCUUUCUUCUUUUCUAUAUUUUUCUUCUCCUCCUCUCAUUUUAUCCUUCUUCCUAUUCUCACCCCUCUUUCUUUCUCUUUCUACCUAACACUUUUCAUGCAUUUUCAUUUAUUUCCUAAUCCUUCUUAA